This is a messenger RNA of Exophiala oligosperma, 2595 nucleotides long. RefSeq lists its product as uncharacterized. The coding region runs from base 1 to 2595 and encodes 864 amino acids. Gene Ontology annotation, cellular component: GARP complex. Gene Ontology annotation, biological process: retrograde transport, endosome to Golgi. Lineage: Eukaryota; Fungi; Ascomycota; Eurotiomycetes; Chaetothyriales; Herpotrichiellaceae. The transcript is spliced from 2 exons. The record is from RefSeq and is a predicted model, not a curated record.
AUGAAUGGGACACAGUCGGAGGUAGAUCUCCUGGACGCAGACGAGUAUGACCCGAUCGAACACCUAAAUCAGAUCUUCUCUCAUCCCUCCACCCUUUCCUCUGUCAGCCAGACGCACCAAAUACUGCAAGCCUAUCAAGAUGACCUCGACCAUGAAAUCGAUCUCCUCGAGGACGAGCAAGUCAGAGCCAACGCAGAAUGCUUGCUACGGAUGCAAGCUACAAAGGCAGAACUGGCUGAUCUUUUUGAGCGGAUCGACAGUGUCCGUGAAAGAGCCCUGCAGACUGAACGCAACAUAACCGAGAUGACAGCGGAUAUCAAGCAGUUGGACAAUACCAAGAAGAAUCUGACUCUAUCCAUGACAGCCCUGAAGAGGCUUCAAAUGCUGACAACUGCCUAUGAGCAACUACGAGCAUUGAGCAAGACGAAACAAUAUCGAGAAUGUGCCCAACUGCUUCAAGCCGUCAUCCAGCUCAUGGCGCAUUUCAAGUCGUACCGUUCAAUAGACCAGAUCGCUACUCUUAGCAGGAAUGUUGCUGAUAUCCAACGAGAACUUCUGGAACAGGUGUGCGAAGAUUUCGAGAUCACUUUCACCAAGGAGGAGGUGGCUCAGAAAAGAGGUCUCUUGCAUGAAGCAUGCUUGGUGGUGGACGCUCUCGGUGAUGCCGCGCGAUCCCGCCUAGUUACAUGGUACUGCAACACGGAACUACGUCAAUAUAGACAUAUUUUUAAGGGAGAUCAGGAGGCUGGUUCGCUGGACAACAUUGAUCGUAGGUACGCGUGGUUUAAAAAGACGCUGAAGGUCUACGAUGAAGACCAUGCCGCCAUCUUCCCUUCUCACUGGCGUGUGAAUGAGGUACUUGCAAAUGUCUUUGCAGAGGGUACCCGCGACGAUUACAAAGGCAUUCUAUCCAGAACCACACGCAACGGCCAGACGAUUGAUGUCAAGCUGCUGUUAUCUUGCCUCCAACAAACUCUGGACUUCGAACACGGUCUAGAGAGACGCUUCAAUCGAUCUUCCAGAACAUCAAUCGAUACUGUGACUUCUAGCAACGACAUGCCCUUGUUCGGACAACCCAUAUCGGACGCGUUUGAGCCGUAUUUGAGUCUCUGGGUAGAUGCUCAGGACAAAGAAUUGGCGAGCUUAUUGCCUCAAUAUAAGCAGAGGCCUACAAGGCUUGCAGAUGAGGAAUUUUCUUCUCAGCAGGUGAUUCCAUCGUCGACGGAAUUGUUCAACUUUUAUCGACAUUCAUUGUCUCAAUGCGCAAAGCUCUCGACUGGCCAACCGUUAUUGGAACUGUCUAAAGUAUUCGGACGUUAUCUAGACCAGUAUGCACAGCAAGUUCUGUUGUUUCAUAUCUCCGAAAAGUCAUCAGGAGGAACGCCGUCUAGAAUUCCAACCGUGGAAGAUGUCAUAUUGGUUCUGAACACGGCCGACUAUUGCUUCAACACCUCCAACUCAUUGGAAGAAAAGAUCAAAAGUCGCAUCGACGAGAAUCUCAGGGACAGCGUGGAUCUACAAAGCCAAGCAGACGCUUUCAUGGGCAUAGCCAGUGCAGCUGUUCGAGGCUUAGUGCGACGAGUCGAGGUCGACCUUGAACCCAGCUGGAGAGAGAUGAGAAAUACCGCUUGGUCUAAGAUUGAGAGCUGUGAGAACCAAAGCUCCUACAUCACCGGACUUCAAAGCCGCAUCAAGGACCGGUCUGGGGAGAUUCUAGGGAUGUUGCACAAACAGCAAUAUGCGCGAGCGUUCGCGGACAACCUGGUGGAGCUUCUUGCUUCGACCUACAUUUCGAAUAUCGCGCAAUGCCGACCGAUCUCUGAAGGCGGUGCCGAACAGAUGCUGCUUGAUACUCACGAAAUCAGAAACACCUUGAGUCACAUUCUGCCAGGCACUCCACCCACACUGUUCAUAAAACGCGUCACGGCAGCCUUUGGCAAGAUCGAACCAUUGCUGAAGACACUUCAGGUCCGACCUUCGCCGCCUGAAGCUUUGGUACAGGCGUAUUUGAUCCACAUUGCUGAUCUCUCUGAAGCGAACUUCCGCAAAAUCCUCGAACUGAAAGGAAUCAAGACGAAAGCGGAUCAGAAUCAUCUCGUAGAGUUAUUUCAGAUGCACAAAUUCAGCCCUCGUUAUAAAGACUCACUGGUGGAGAAAUCCCCUUUGAUGACCCCGAUGAAUCUUUCGACAUCAGGUGUGGCACCAAUGCCAUCCUCCGCUCCGGCAGCAGCCUUACACAACUUGUCCGCAUUGGGUAAUUCUGCCGCAGCAUCGCUCAGCACUGCUAACCUUCCAGCCAACAUGAAGUUCGAUGCGUCUGGAUUUGGGAAUGCUAUCAUUGAUCGAUUCAGCAGUCCAAGCAUUGGUACGCCCAGAGACGGAGCACAAAGUCCACCUCCCGUCGGUGUGCCAGCCAUCAACGCACCAGGCGAAAGUGGAUUCUCUGGGGGAGAGGCCGGUGCGAAGUUGAAUGAGAACCUCAAGAACAUUGGCAAGUUCUUCAAGCGAGAUUUGGGAGGGUUUGGAGGCAUUGGUAGAUUUGGCAGCAAAGCAACGAGCCCUGCUCCACCGGAAGAUAGAGCACAUGCUCGAUAG